AUCGAUAGAACUUAACAUGCGCGUCGUCUACGGAGUUCAUUUCGUUCGGGCCAUGUGCAAACAAUGGUCGUUAUCUUUGCUGGCGAUUCCCUAACGACAUAAACCAACCAAAUGUUUGAUAGAACAAAGAAAUGUAAACUCUCGCAUAAGAUGAUGAUACGCCUUAAUAAUUUUUUGUACGUUUUUAAUUUGCGCCAAGGUACAAUUCUGAUUGCCGUCCAUCAGAUUGCGCUUUCUUCGUUUAUUUUGAUAAUCUUAUUGGUUGGCAUAUCUCACGUUGGAGAAAUGUUAAACAUGCUACACAACGACAUGGAAGAUGAUGCAGAAAGGCGAGGAUUUUAUGAAGUAGCUUACGGCGAUAAGCUCACUUUUCAUGAAGGCGAAGUUACAAGCAGAAACAAUCAGCGGCGUUUUGCGAAAGCUCAGCAUCUUGCUUCAGUUACAGUGAUAUUCCUGUAUACAAGCACCAUCUUGACCUCGAUAUACCUAAUGUGUUGUAUCUCACUGCUGCAUGGCGCAGUUAAGUACAAACGCGAGUAUGUUCUGCCCUGGAUAAUGGCGGCUUGUGUCGGAGUCGUGUUGCUGAUCGUUGCCAUAGUAGUAGGGGAUGGAUACCCUUGUAUUGUUAAUUUGUUUGGAAGUCAUAACUUUUACCAUUUUGGUUGCGCUCUGUUUGUGCUGACCUUCAUCUAUGCGAUUUGCGCAGUGAGCAGCUUCGCGUUAGAAACGGGCAGCGGGCGAUGUGCUCGAUCUAAUCUGGCCAACAGCGACGAGCGUGGAGAACGCCUAUUGUUACUCGAUCAUGCUGCACACUCGAGCCUGCUUUCUGCCGCACAACUCAAUAAACUCUCAACUGGAACGCGAUCGCAAUUCGUCUAAUUCGUGCUUUUAUAAAACACCAAUUUUCAGAGGUUGAAAAUCUAGCAUUUUAGAAAAUAAAAUAAUAAACAAAUAUGUUAAAACAGGGAUGAUUGCAAAUUGAAAUUAUUUGAGUCAUAGAGAACUUUUAUUAACAUUAAAUUGGA
This is a messenger RNA of Bombyx mandarina (wild silkworm), 1025 nucleotides long. RefSeq lists its product as uncharacterized. Lineage: Eukaryota; Metazoa; Arthropoda; Insecta; Lepidoptera; Bombycidae. The record is from RefSeq and is a predicted model, not a curated record.